This is a messenger RNA of Symbiodinium necroappetens, 1331 nucleotides long. The record is from the annotation of a GenBank genome assembly. Lineage: Eukaryota; Dinophyceae; Suessiales; Symbiodiniaceae.
AUGGACGCGAUGGAGCCAGAGCCUCUGCAGCCUGAGGUGCUGGACGAGGAUGGUGAUGUUGACAUGCAUGCUGAAACGAAUGCAUCCUUCUCUUGGGCACGUGAUGCGCCACCGGUGCAAGGAGCUUUCCGACUUCGCUGCGGCCACACUUAUCACAUGACCUGCUUGCGCACAUGGUUUCAGCAGAAAACCAGAUGCCCAAGCUGUCAGCAAGAGUUUGGAAAGGUAGUGGGGAAGCAGCCUCGUCUCGGAACCUUCAGCUGGCAUUGUGAGAACUUCACACUCCCUGGGCACCCAGACGCUGUCAAGACCAUCGUCAUACAGUUUAUGUUCCCGGAGGGCAUCGACGAUGAAGGGAAAAGCUACGCAGGCAGAAAGCCCAAAGGAUAUCUUCCAUGCAAUGCGCAGGGAAUCAUCUUACUGGAGCUCUUCAAGGUAGCUUUCCGACGGCGUGUCAUGUUCGGCAUGGGCGAGUCCAUGACGUUCAGCUCGUACCGUCCGACGUUCAACAUCCACAUCAAGACCAGCUCUUCGGGAGGAGAGACCAAGCACGGUUAUCCAGAUGAGACUUACUUCCAGAGGUCCCUGCGCGAGCUCAAAGCGAAUGGAGUCAUUUUGCUCACCCAUCUUCACGGAGAUCACUGCUAUGGACUGUUUGGUUUGUUGCAGACGGCUGCUCUCGAGGGUCGCAAGGACCCGCUACUGAUAGUGGGCCCUCAGGGGCUUCGUACCAUGGUGGAGACUGUUCUCCUGUCUUCUGGAGGUUGGUACUCAGAGGAGUCUUUCCAGAUCAACUACUUGGAGAUACCAAAUACUGGAACGCCAGGUGGUGAAAGUCUGGUGGGACCCUUUGGAUCAGGUCCCCGAGGCUUGGGUUUCCAUCCAGAUCGCUGUCGGCAUGCUGCAGCUGUUCAACUCGGGGUCUUAGCGGGUCUCCGCAUACAAGCAGUGCCGCUUGUUCAUGGAUUGCCUGAUUGGGGAUAUGUGCUGACAGAGCCGGACCGCCCCGGUAAGCUGAAUGCUGCCAAGGCUUUGGAGCUCGGAAUCCCUGCAAAAAGCAGAAUGCUGGGACAGCUCAAACAAGGGCAAACAGUGCGGCUGGACGACGGUUCGAUGGUCUCCCCCGCACAGGUUCUGGGCCCGACAAUUCCGGGUCGAACCGUGGCAAUCUUGCAGGACACUUCCGAUGCUUCAGCUGCAAUUGAGCCUUGUCGUGGAGCUGCCUGUGUCGUCCAUGAAGCCACCUUUGAAGAUGGCAUGGAGACGGAGGCCAUAGGGAAGGGCCACAGCACGAGCACUAUGGCAGCCCGCUUCGCCGCAUCGUGUCAAGC